Salvelinus fontinalis (brook trout) is the source of this 998-nucleotide messenger RNA. It is a transcript of the gene tmigd1, whose product is annotated as transmembrane and immunoglobulin domain containing 1. Bases 140 to 865 code for a protein of 241 amino acids. Gene Ontology annotation, cellular component: cell-cell junction. Gene Ontology annotation, molecular function: cell adhesion molecule binding. NCBI's taxonomy places the organism in Eukaryota, Metazoa, Chordata, Actinopteri, Salmoniformes, Salmonidae. The record is from RefSeq and is a predicted model, not a curated record. Gene Ontology annotation, biological process: cell-cell adhesion. The transcript has 5 exons.
AUAGGGAUCAGUCAGACCUACAAACUACAGAUACACCACUCUAGACACAACCUACAGGAAACUAACACAAGACUAACAAGGCAACAUUAGAUAACCUUUGAAAUUCUGAGACUUUCUGCGCUGUGGGUUUCUGGGUAAGAUGAUGAUGUCAGUGAAAGCCAGUGUGUUCCUGCUGGUGCUCUACUUUACCACACAGAUCUCAGGGUUAGAGGUGAAGUCAGUUCCAGAAGUCAGUGGAGGCUUUGUCCACACAGAGCUGGAGAAGACAGUGUCUCUGACCUGUCUGUCUGAGCCCCAGGAGGAAGAGCUGGUGUGGCUGAGGAACGGUCAGCUGGUCAGCAUUGCAGCGGGCAACACCUGGGGCAGCAGCAGGCUCUGUGUCACGCCCGUAACCCACUUCGACCACGCCGCCAUCUUUACCUGCCAGAUGAAGAACAAUGCCAGCGUCAACGCCUCAGUCCAGCUGGAGGUCACCUACGCCCCGUUGCACUCUGGGAAGGAGGAGGUGUCGGUGGAGCAGACUAGGGAGCUGGAAUUGUCAUGUGACGUCUUUGCCAAUCCCCCCGUCGUGGUGUCAUGGCAACAGCACGGAGACCCCAUCCACCUAUCAGAGGGCGGCUUCCUACUGUCCAACGACGGCAAUAAGUCUCGUCUGAAGGUGGGCCGGGUGGACAGGGCAGUACACCAAGGUCUCUACAGCUGUGUGACGUCAACGCCCAUUUACCCAAAUCGCACCAAAUCUUUUGAAGUCACUGUCACAGUGCUGCAAGUAGGAGGAUCUGAGCCCGCCACACCUCCGACCACAGCCAAUAAGAUCAGAGAAUAUGGCCACGAAUCCACUCCAUUGGACAGAGGGAAACCAUGAGGGGUUCUAUCCUGAUGAAUAGCUGUUGGGAUGUACUGUAUGACUGAUUUCAUUGAUGUAAUCUAUUGGAUUUGUGAUAUAAAAAUAUUGUAUUUCUACUUCAAAUUAAAGAGAAUCUCAUUCAUAUAUUUAA